Linepithema humile (Argentine ant) is the source of this 3778-nucleotide messenger RNA. RefSeq lists its product as uncharacterized. The record is from RefSeq and is a predicted model, not a curated record. NCBI's taxonomy places the organism in Eukaryota, Metazoa, Arthropoda, Insecta, Hymenoptera, Formicidae.
AUGGAUAACUUUGAGCGACAGAACACGAAUAAUACCAAUGUUAUUGCGUCAGAAGCCAAAGAUUUUGAGGGGAACAAUAUCCCGAAUAUAAUCACAUUAUUAUUGAAUAUAUAUCAUCCGAAAGGUGGUAUACCCGCAUACGAACGUGUGCUGAGAAAAGUUGAAAGUUUUCUAGAAGAUUGUGAUUCUCGCAAAAAGCAAUUAUUGCUCUCGAUGAUACCUGCUCCGAAUGAUGUACCAGAUCAUACGGUUAAACAAAUUUUUUAUACAACUACAGGGUUUCACAGACUAAAUCGACAGGAAAAUGUUUCAUCAUCGAAGCAAAAUUUUUCAUACAACAAGAAUGCAUCAGACUCCAAGUCAUCGCUUCGCGAAGCUUUUCCUUUUCGAGGUUUCCCUGAGAGCGAAAUUUCUACGAUUUACAAUCAUACAAAAAAUGUAAACAAUUUGUGCAGAGCCACAGAAUAUGAUCUUCCUCGUUCAGAAACUCUCGAAAAUUCAGCAAAUGUUAAUGCAAAUUCUGCAACGUAUGUUAAACAGCAAGCCGACCCAUCGUUGAAUUGUCAAUUAAAUAAUAAUCGAAAUAAUUGGUUGAACAAACAUAGCAAGCAUCAGAUACCGUCUUGUCGGCAAUAUUUACUUAAUAAGAAAUAUAAUGUGCCUGCCAGAAUUAAUAGCGGGAGUGCAUCGUAUCUUCCUCAUUCAUCUCAAACAGUAAAUCAGAAUGCACGCUCUACGAAGAUCCAUAACAAUACCGAGAUAAAAGCGAAUUGCUUGCAAAAUAAAAUUUCUCAGCAAUUUAAUGACGUUGAAUACGAAUCUAAACAUUGCAAAGAUACUUGUGCGUUUGACAAAGACAAAAAAUCCGAUAUUUCGUAUAUGAUUAUCGAUAUUGGCCAAAACGCAACAAUUAAACAGACAGUUAGAAACAACACACAUAAAAUGGAUGUACAUUGGGACGAGGAUCAGAAUGUUGUUGUAGAUGCGGACGAUCUCUUGGCGCCAGCGCGCGAUAAACUUAAAAAGAGUAUAAGCAAUUUUUUGAAACGGGCGCAAGAAGGAGUUUCUAUUGAAUUGCCGGCCUUUCCACGCACCAGGUCGUAUCCACAGAUGGACUCCUCGAAUUCGAUACAUUUUACAUCGAAAGACCGGAAAUCUGGAAUGUCGCAUAAAAUUUUAGGAAAAGAUUUUACAUCUAGGGUCUCAAGUAGUGAUGAUAAUAGCUUACUUUUUAAGUAUCAAAAUACAGAUGUUAAUUUAGGAAAGAAUGAAAGAGCACAGGAUAAAGAGACGAAGCAAGGAGCAUUUACUUGUGUUAGCAAACUGCGGAAUACGAAAUAUACUUCUCAGAAAUCGAACGAGCCGAUUGAAUUGCAAGCUCAACGAGAUGAUUCAGAUUACAUUACGGAAAAGAAAGUGGCUACGGUCAAGUGCGAAGAACAUGAUACGGAAGAAUCGAUAUAUGGAUGCACAAUAACAGGAGCAAGAUCAAAUGAUGUAAAUUCAGAGGACAAUUUUCAAACUCACUCCAUAUUCCAAUUAGCUGCGCACAAGAAACGAUAUUACAACACAUUAUUGAAUGUUCAGAAAGCUAAAGUCGCAGUAACGAAUUCCUUAGCGUCUUCCUCGAAUUAUUUAACGGGCUACGAUCCGUAUUAUUCGAAUCACGCGUGUCAGCAGCAGAAACACCUGUUUCGCCAGCAAUGUCAUCUCGCAGCGGAGCCGCAGUUUUCAGCUUGUUCGACAACGCUAUCCGGAUUAUCGAAUGUACAUGAUAAUCAGUACAGUUGGACAAAAUCCGAUUGUAAAUAUCUAUUACUAAAGCAGUUGAAACUUGAACGGCAGAAUUUGCCCAUGUAUGUCCGAAAUCAAAAUGACUGGAUUCGUCGUUACAUCGGAUCUGCGCAUCCCUAUUCCUUCGUACCGAGCGGAAAUGAUCCAACGGGACACUGUGCACGCCAUAAAACAUUGGAAGACAUAGUUGGAAAAUUAAAGGAGACUGAACGCAGUAACGUUAAUAAUUAGUGUUCUUUCUUGCAUCGAUUCGAUGAGAAUCCAGUGAGCAAUUGGGCAGUUGUGAAGCUUCUACAGCUGUGACGUAUCGCGACGAAGGACUAAUUGAUGUAACAGCAAUGGUAAAGAUGUCAAAAUACUCACACAAAAUGAGUAUAUAUACACAAGUAUAUAGAUAUACAUAAGCUCGAUACGAAUCUAUUCAUUUCGUUAUAAAUAUUCUCACUUUGCAUUAACUUUGUUUUCGCAUCAAAAAUAAUGAUUACGUGCUAUUGUGUGGAAAGAUUAUCAUGUCUAACGAUUUGUAUAUACGUUUUGUUAUGUUGAGCAUUCCGAUUUCUUGUGAGAUGUGACUUGUAAAGUUCAAUAGAUCGCGCAACGGUUUUCAUAAUUUCGUUUGUAUUUCAUGGACGAUUGCGUGACAAUGGUAUUUUCAAUAGCAUAUAAUGCAAGAUAUAUAACGCUAUGCUUAGCUGUCGCCGAUCGAACCGUAUUUAAACGUAUUCACUAACAGAAAAUGUAUACUGUUCUGUUCGCGAGUAACAUUAUACAAAGUUCACUCUAAUGACUAGGUGGUUUGUGAUAUAUUAUUAAAUAGCACAUACGGUCACACAUGCACGCAUUCGCACAGUCAAUAGUGUAUAAUACUCGCUCGUUUAUUUAGACGUACAAAAGAUGACGUUUAAAAGAAUAUGUGAUAAUUUAAGUGUUACGUGACUCAUCAAUCAUUUAUUGUCCAGAUCAUUCGCUAUCGGUGCGACAAAUCACCAAGAUCGCUGGAUAUCUGCGUCGUACUUGGUAAUCUGUCUGUACUCAUCUACAUCCAUUCUCCGACUUCUUCUGUAGACAUUCAAACUUGCGCGAGAUUUCCUAACAAUUAAUGCGCCGCUUGAUGUUUAUUCUAAAUAUUGGCAGCAUCACAUUGUUCACUCAUAUGUAACUAAAUAUAUUAAUAGAACGAGACACGUUACGCGACAGUACAUUAUCCGAUUGCAUUCACAUAAAUAUAUUAAGACAACACCCAAAAUAUACCCAAACAAAACAAACACUUUUAUAUGCGACAACAUGUGACGCGUUACAUGAAUAUCUAUCAUCCGAUAUAAAUGAUUAAGCCAAUAUAUCCGAUAAAUAUUAAGCCAAUUAAAUCAUCCUACUCGAAGGAGAAUUAAAGCGAAUUGACAAGAGCUCAUCCUGCAAAAUUAAAUUUCUAUUUUGUCGCAGUUGCAAAAAACAAUUACAACACUCUCAAUUAAUUUAAAAUGUCCGUUUUACACGAGAACAUUUUCUGCCCAAUAAUUUUAACUUGCAAUUAGCUAGAUUUUUGGAUUUGUAUCAGGUCAGAUAUAGACUUGUCAUAUUGUAUAGGAUUGUCUUGCUAUCACUACAGGUCAUGUUGUUGAUGUCGAGUUUAAAAUGUAAAAAAAGUUUGCGCCUAUUAAUCGUAAUUGGAAUUUAUUGCUUAAAUAAUAAUUUAUUCAUACAAAUUCUAAGGAACAUCGCAAACAUACUGCUAUUUGUUAACUUUGUUAAUAACUUGAAGCAAACAGGUGUUGCGAAGAUUAAAGUCAAAUGACCGUUUGAUCUUUACUGUAGCAAUAAUAACGACUUUAAUUUAGACAGUUAGUCUCUUGUUCGAUGCUAUUAUUUAAUGACAAAUCAUGUUUUUUUUUGAGUCUUGAAAAAUUCAAACUUUAGCACUCGAAGUAUUUCGCAAACAACAAUAUGUAAAAUGUAAAAAUAAAAUGCUUGUAUGGUCGACAGAUUA